CAGCAGAAGAGUAAUUUAAUUCAAGCCAAACUAUUUCUUUUCCUUUUGUAUAAAAAAACACCCUGAAUUUCAAUGUGUGGUCUUUAAAAUAUUUUUCUGCUGGAAUGGAACUUCUCUCUGUAAAAGUGAAGAAAGGAAGGUUGGAUAAAACAACUGACACCUCCAACACAUACGUUGUUUUAAAAGUCCAAAAUUUAAAAAGCACUACAAUAUAUAGAAGAGGAAGGGAACCCUCCUGGGAACAAGACUUUAUGUUUGAAAUCUGUGCUGAUGGAAAGGGCUUCAUUAUAGAGCUUUGGAAGAAAGGCUUGCUCUGGGAUAGCAUUUUAGGAGUUUUAUGGAUUCCCCUUGCCAGUGUGGAAUAUGCAUCAGAUGAAGGCCCAGGUUCCUGGUGGAGAUUGCAUUCUGAAGUAAUAAAAAAUGGAAGUGAGAUUCAAGGCACAAAAACACCAACUUCUCAUGAGAUCUUACUAGAUAUCUACUUUGUAUUACCAUUUGAUACCCACACAGAUUUAGAUUGCAGAGGUUGGCCUAGAGAGACACCCCUCCAAUGUACAGGACAUUCACAUCAAGAUACAAAUGACAGUCAGUCAUCCAUGAUGUCUGAAUGUCGUCAUGAUACAUACAAAAUUACUUUAAGCAAGAAUAUGACUGAAAAUUUCUUAAACUUGUCAAGAAAAUGCAGGUAUUUUCAAAGAUUCCGAGCAGAAAUACGAUGUUUCAAAACUUAGAGGCCACAUGAGUAGGUGUCAUGUAUACCUACACAGGAAGAGAAGGAGGGAUAUGCUGCUCACAAAACUAUGCUAGACCUACAUAGAUUGUAGCAACCAAUUUGGGGUUGAGUAUCUUGUUCUAAAGUGUUUGGCUUUAAC
Messenger RNA from Hirundo rustica (Barn swallow), 872 nucleotides. Its product is annotated as protein unc-13 homolog A-like. Gene Ontology annotation, biological process: dense core granule priming; presynaptic dense core vesicle exocytosis; neuromuscular junction development. The transcript has 9 exons. The coding region runs from base 105 to 731 and encodes 208 amino acids. Lineage: Eukaryota; Metazoa; Chordata; Aves; Passeriformes; Hirundinidae. Gene Ontology annotation, cellular component: presynaptic active zone cytoplasmic component; terminal bouton; presynaptic membrane. The record is from RefSeq and is a predicted model, not a curated record. Gene Ontology annotation, molecular function: syntaxin-1 binding; calmodulin binding; diacylglycerol binding.